Rangifer tarandus platyrhynchus (Svalbard reindeer) is the source of this 732-nucleotide messenger RNA. The record is from the annotation of a GenBank genome assembly. NCBI's taxonomy places the organism in Eukaryota, Metazoa, Chordata, Mammalia, Artiodactyla, Cervidae.
AUGAGGCCGCUCCUCGCCCUGCUGCUCCUGGGCCUGGCGACCGGCUCGGCCCCUCUGGACGACAACAAGAUCCCCAGCCUGUGCCCGGGGCACCCGGGCCUCCCCGGCACGCCGGGCCACCACGGCAGCCAGGGCCUGCCGGGCCGCGACGGCCGCGACGGCCGCGAUGGCGCGCCGGGGGCUCCGGGAGAGAAAGGCGAGGGCGGGAGGCCGGGCCUCCCGGGGCCGCGUGGGGAGCCCGGGCCGCGAGGAGAGGCAGGACCCAUGGGAGCAACCGGGCCGGCGGGCGAAUGCUCGGUACCUCCGCGCUCCGCCUUCAGCGCUAAGCGCUCUGAGAGCCGGGUGCCCCCGCCGUCGGACGCGCCCCUACCCUUCGACCGCGUGCUGGUGAACGAGCAGGGACAUUACGACGCCGUCACCGGCAAGUUCACCUGCCAGGUGCCCGGGGUCUACUACUUUGCCGUCCACGCCACCGUCUACCGGGCUAGCCUGCAGUUUGAUCUGGUCAAGAACGGCGAGUCUAUCGCCUCUUUCUUCCAGUUCUUCGGGGGGUGGCCCAAGCCAGCCUCGCUCUCCGGGGGCGCCAUGGUGAGGCUGGAGCCUGAGGACCAGGUGUGGGUACAGGUGGGCGUGGGGGAUUAUAUUGGCAUCUAUGCCAGCAUCAAGACAGACAGCACCUUCUCUGGAUUUCUAGUGUAUUCUGACUGGCACAGCUCCCCUGUCUUCGCUUGA